ACAACGACUAAUCAUAGAAAGAAACGCAUUUUACAUUUCUUCCUAUUCUCUCUUUCUGACCAUAAAAGCUAGAGAGAGACAAACAACACACGCUCCUCAAUCGUUUUUAGACAAAACCCAGAAAAAACUAGAGAGAAGCCGGUCUAUUCCUCUCUAUAGGAUUCUAUUAUUUGACCCUUUUUGUGCUUGGUGGAUCUAAAGAGAAAGCAACCCAGUUGGUGGUUUAAAGUUCUCUUGCUUUUGUCUUUGCUUGUUUUAUUCUUCUGUAGUAAUCGGAGAGGGAUAGGAUGGAGAUGGUGUAUUAUCCGCUAGCAAAGAGUUCUUACCAGGACUCCUUGAAGGUCUUGGAGGCCGAUAUACAGCAUGCUAAUUCCCUGGCUGCUGUCAUUCCAAGGGCAAAGGGUGGUGCGCGUCUUGAGAUGAAAUUGGUUUAUAAUCACUUAGCUCCGCUCUUUCUGUUUCUGUUACAAUGGAUGGAUUGUUCCUGCAUUUGUCUACUCCCCAGAUACCUAAAUUUCUUCCACAUACUUGUGUACAAGGUUUAUAGUGAUGGUAGACCAAAAUUAUCAACUUGGGGAAGGAAAGCAACAAUUAAAGAAUUUUAUGGUAUUAUAUUACCCUCUCUUCAACGCCUCCAUGGCAACUUGGGGGAGUUGAAUGAUUUGGAGGAAGGCCAUCCUAGCACCGAUAGCUUCAAUGAAAAGAGAGUUGAAAGAGAUAACAGGAUUGUAGAUAUUGAUUGGGAAAGAGAAGAUGAAUGUGGGAUUUGUUUCGAACCUUGCACCAAAAUUGUCUUACCUAAUUGCUGUCAUGCAAUGUGCAUCAAAUGCUAUCACAAUUGGAACAUAAAGUCGGAGUCAUGCCCUUUUUGUCGUGGCAGCUUAAAGAGAGUUAAUUCAGAAGAUUUAUGGGUUCUUACUUGCAAUGGUGAUGCGGUUGAUCCAAAAACAGUCUCCAAGGAGGAUUUGUUGCGUUUCUACCUCUAUAUCAACAACCUGCCAAAAGAUUACCCAGAUGCCCUUUUCUUAGUGUAUUAUGAAUACUUGUUGUGAUUUAACGAAUCAAAAGUGAACUGUGUGUACAGUUAGAACUUAGAAAUUCCGACCUUCAAAUGUAAAUGAGGACUGGUUUGCAGAAUUCUCUCUGAUAUUGAACUGAUACUUGUACGAAGUGCAAGAAAUUCACUGUAUUGAUACUGAAAAGUGUUCAUCUCUGGAAUUGGCUCCAUGUUUGAUUCAUGAACAUGUUGAGAAUUGUAUCUGAGAGGUGUGUUGAUAUAUAUGCACAAUUCAUUCAUACUUUUCUGUUGAA
Messenger RNA from Tripterygium wilfordii, 1311 nucleotides. Its product is annotated as E3 ubiquitin-protein ligase AIRP2-like. The transcript is spliced from 5 exons. NCBI's taxonomy places the organism in Eukaryota, Viridiplantae, Streptophyta, Magnoliopsida, Celastrales, Celastraceae. Gene Ontology annotation, biological process: protein ubiquitination. Gene Ontology annotation, molecular function: ubiquitin protein ligase activity. The coding region runs from base 288 to 1052 and encodes 254 amino acids. The record is from RefSeq and is a predicted model, not a curated record.